UUCUCACCUACACCCUGAAAAAAAAAUUAAGUCACGAAGUAAUCACACGAUGAACAAAUUCGUGCUAAAUGGACCUAAAGACACUUCGGGGAUCCCGCAUAAACCCGUCGGAAAACUACUAAUGGACGCUUUUAGUACUUUUGACAAAAAUGUCGUCGCUGUGGUGAAUCCCACCACCGGGGCUUUCCUCACGUACCGACAGUUGUGCCAAAUGGGUAAAAAUUUAGCAACGAGUCUCCGACUUUUGGGAUUAUCUAAAGACGAUGUGGUUGGACUGGUGGCUGAAAACUCUGCAGAGUUCUUAGUUGCGUAUUUAUCCGGUUUAUUUAUAGCAGCACCCGUACACCUGAUCAACCCUAAGUACACACCUUACGAACUAAAUCAUAUUUUGGGUUUAUCCGAACCCAGUGUGUUAAUUUGUACGAAAAAAACCCACCCCAGUGUUCGAGAGGUUGCACAAGAUUUAGACUACAUUAAAACGCUAAUUUGUUUGGACGUCGAAAAAAUGUUGUCUGCGUGCUCACACGAAAGUGACUUUCAAGUCGAAGACAAUGUUGACCCUGAAGAACAUAUCGCAGUGAUUUGCAACUCGUCGGGAACCACCGGUCUGCCAAAAGGGGCCAUGAUAAAUCACGAGAUGUUGCGAUUGCACUUCACUAUCGGAAGGCACCCAGAUUUCCUUGACUUAAAAAUUGGAGACAGGUUUCUCCUAGUUGUGCCUUUUUUCCAUAUUUACGGAAUGAGUAUGAUCAAUGCUGCCUUGUUUACUGGAACCACCAUAAUACCAGUCGACGCUUUCGAACCGGAUCUUUUUUUGAAAACAGUUCAAAACUAUAAAAUCAAGACGCUACUUCUAGUGCCAACUUUGGCUAAUUUUUUCAUUAAAAGUCCGCUAGUCGGAAAAUACGAUCUGUCAAGUGUCAAGCGUGUUGUAUCUGCUGGAGAUUGUCUGCCUGAAGAAGAUGCGCGCCAGCUGAAAAAUAAGUUAAGUUUACAGAAACUGCAAAUCGGUUACGGAUUGACUGAAUCAGGUAUAGCUACCUGUAGCCAUGACAACCCCAGCAGCAUUGGCAAAGUUCUUUGGGGUUAUCAAAUGAAAGUUGUUGAUUUGGAAAAAGGACACGCUCUUCCUCCUUUUCAAAAUGGAGAGCUUUGCAUCAAAGGUCAAAUUAUGAAAGGAUAUCUCAAAAAUACUGAAAAAAACAAAGAAACAAUCGACUCGGAAGGCUUCCUUCAUAGCGGGGACGUUGGUUAUUAUAACGACGAAGGCUAUUUUUAUAUUAGUGGAAGAAUGAAAGACCUUAUUAAAUACAAAUCUUGCCAGGUAGCUCCAGUCGAACUGGAGCAAAUUUUGAUUAAAUUCAAAGGUAUUAAGGAGGUCGCUGUUGUUGGUAAACCAGAUUCGCGAUUCGGGGAAUUACCAACUGCAGUUGUUGUGAAGGAACAAGGUGUCGAAAUGACAGAAAAAGAAAUCUGUGAAUACUUAGCGAAAUUUGUUUGUGAAGAGAAACGUUUACAUGGAGGGGUUCAAUUUGUUGAAGAAAUUCCCAAAAAUAAUUUGGGAAAAAUUAAGCGCCAGGAAUUGAUAAAGCAGCUGUUUACUGAAUAGAUUAAAGUACGGUAUCAUUGUGGCGUGGUAGAACAAAACUGUAGAAGCGAAAUUUAUAUCUUGUUAUUCUUUGAUUCAAGGGUGUAAGGUAGUAUUAUUAUCUUUAAUAUAGAAGUGUAUAACCUGCUGAAAACCUAUGAAAUACGUACAACACUAACCGUCAAAAGCAAACCAAGCACUAAUAUUCUUUAAGCACAACGUAGGUCCUCUUUUGU
Molecule: messenger RNA, 1824 nt
Organism: Zophobas morio
Lineage: Eukaryota; Metazoa; Arthropoda; Insecta; Coleoptera; Tenebrionidae
Product: luciferin 4-monooxygenase-like
Exons: 5
Coding region: 50-1609 (519 amino acids)
Biological process (GO): long-chain fatty acid metabolic process; fatty-acyl-CoA biosynthetic process
Molecular function (GO): long-chain fatty acid-CoA ligase activity
Source: RefSeq, a predicted model, not a curated record